AUGGCACAACGGUUACGAGCAGAUCCUGGCGUUCUGAGAGAAAUCCCCCCUCCAGGAAGCGUGACACCAUUGCCAAAGGACGGAGAGAAAAACAUCCUGAUUACUUCGGCCUUGCCUUAUUGCAAUAACGUUCCUCAUCUUGGAAACAUCAUCGGGAGCACGCUAAGCGCGGAUGUAUUUAGUCGAUAUAGCCGCACUCGCAACCAGAGAACCCUCUAUGUCUGUGGUACAGACGAAUACGGCACUGCGACCGAGACUCAGGCCUUGAAAGAGGGCAUCACUCCUCGAGAACUCUGCGACAAAUACUAUGUCCUUCACAAAGCUACCUACGAGUGGUUUGACAUCGGAUUCGACCACUUCGGGCGGACCUCGACUCCUUACCACACCGAUAUCUCUCAAGAGAUCUUCUUGAACCUGGGUAAAAACGGUUUCCUCGAGAAGCAGGAGAAAGAGCAGGUUUACUGCGAGGGAUGUCCCAAGUACGUUUACUAUACCUCUUGCUACGGCUCAUUUGCGAACGUUGCUCUCGACAGGUUCUUGGCCGACCGAUAUGUAGAAGGUGUCUGUCCCCAUUGUGGUUAUGAAGACGCCCGAGGUGAUCAGUGCGAUGGCUGCAGCAGAACCCUGGACGCCGUCGAACUCAUUAAACCUCGGUGCCUUGUUGACAAGACCCACAAAGUCACCACCAAGCUCUCUUCGCACAUGUAUCUGAAGCUCAACGAGAUCCAACCCAAGACUGAGGAGUGGAUCAAGUCGUCGUGGAAGAAGGGUAAAUGGUCCCCGAACGCCGUUAUCAACGGCGAUGGAGAAAUCAUUGAUGCUCGACUGAAAAUGGGUCUCCUUCCUACUCCUCUUACUCGGGAUUUGAAGUGGGGUGUUCCCGUUCCCAUUGAAGGCGAAGAUGUUCAUGGGAUGAAAGAUAAGGUUCUUUAUGUCUGGUUCGACGCACCUAUUGGGUACCCCAGUAUAACGGCCAACCUUACGCCCGAAUGGAAACAAUGGUGGCUUAACCCCGAGAACGUCGACCUUUACCAAUUCAUGGGCAAGGACAAUGUUUACUUCCACACUGUCUAUUGGCCUUCUGUCCAGAUUGGAGACGGUCGUAACUGGACCAAACUACACCACCUUUCUACCACCGAGUACCUCAACUACGAAGGAGGCAAGUUCUCCAAGAGCAAGAACCGUGGUGUGUUCGGACCUGCUGCCAAGGACACUGGAAUUCCAGCCUCUGUCUGGCGAUACUAUUUGCUGUCCACUAGACCCGAGACGGCGGAUGCCAUGUUCUCUUGGAGUGACUGUGUCGCUGCCAACAACAACGUUCUCCUGAACAACUUUGGCAACUUCGUGAACCGUGCCCUCAAAUUCAUUUCCUCUCAAUACGGUGGUGUCAUCCCCGACUCGGAAGACGCACCUGGCCCUUACUCCCCCAACGAUGAGGUCGACGGUGAAUUCUUCACCCACGUAAACUCGCUGCUCAAGGACUACAUCGACGCCAUGGAUGCUGUCAAAUUACGCCUGGGUUUGCAGACAGUCAUGCUCAUCUCCGCUCAAGGCAACAACUACCUCCAGUCCUCCGGUCUCAACAAGGCUCUUAUGACUUCGAAACCCAAACGCUGCGCUCAAGUCGUUUCCCGAGCUGCCAACCUCAUCUACCUCCUCUCCGUCCUCAUCCACCCCUUCAUGCCCGCCACGGGUGCUGCCAUCGAGAGGCAGCUCAACGCACCCCCAAGAGCUGUCCCCGACGUGUUCUCCAACGAUAUCCUCGCGGGUCACACUAUCGGCACACCCGAGCAUCUGUUCAAGAAGAUCGAAGAGAGCAAGAUUGAGGAAUGGCGUGCUAAAUUCGGCGGUAACGAGUCACAGAAACCCGAAACCCAUAAUGACCCCUUGAAGAACGCGCCUGGAUCCAAGAAGAAGGGAGCGAGCAAGAAGGCGCCUGCUGUUCCUGCUUAUACCGGACCUAAAUCUGACGUUGCCCUCGACCUUGAGGCAAAGAUUACUGAGCAGGGCAAUGUCGUUAGAGGGUUGAAGGCGCAGAUGCCCAAGACGCCCGAGCUGGACCAGAAGAUUAAAGAGAAUGUGGAGUUGUUGAAGAAGUUGAAGGCUGAUUUGGAAGCUGAAUUACAGCGACUUGCUUCAGCUACCGCCGCGAAUUAGAAUUAGAUGACUGGGGAUCGUGGAGGGUUUUACGGAGAAGUCCAUGCAAAGGUGUACUAUUGUACUAAAUUAUAUAUUGUACCAAUAGGAUGGGGAUAUGGUUUCAUACUG
This is a messenger RNA of Coprinopsis cinerea okayama7#130, 2268 nucleotides long. RefSeq names its product methionyl tRNA synthetase. The record is from RefSeq and is a predicted model, not a curated record. Bases 1 to 2157 code for a protein of 718 amino acids. Gene Ontology annotation, biological process: methionyl-tRNA aminoacylation. NCBI's taxonomy places the organism in Eukaryota, Fungi, Basidiomycota, Agaricomycetes, Agaricales, Psathyrellaceae. The transcript has 12 exons. Gene Ontology annotation, molecular function: methionine-tRNA ligase activity; ATP binding. Gene Ontology annotation, cellular component: aminoacyl-tRNA synthetase multienzyme complex; cytosol.